UCUGCUGGUGAGACCGCGUCACUACCUGAAGAUCAUUUAAGAAAUAUUUAACCCAAAAAAUGCGAGCACCACGCAUUGUUUUCGUAUAGCCAUUGACAAUACGGAAUUUCAUUAGGUGAAUCCCAUUUUUUCUAACUUUUGGUAGUUUUAAUAGGUCUUAGCAAAACCACUAGCAAGCACAGCAACUGUUUCUCUACGGAGGGAUGUUGUUGUUGCACCAUUGACCUUUGUGUUGCUAUGGUUACGUGCAACUCAGGCGAAACGCUGGUUUGUCGCCGAAGUUCUUGUUCGUAACGUUAUUUGAGUUCGCGUAAGUUCGCUUGAAGCUCUUCAGCGAUGGAGGUCGGAGACAAGCUGAGCGAGCUGAAUUUGACAGGGGAGGAAAUGGACAAAUUGACUAAAGCUCUGAAAGACGACAGAUUCAAAGAAAUGCUGCGCGAGUACGCGCAAGAAAUAUCAGACCCCGAGAGCAGGAAGAAGUACGAAGAGGAGAUCCAACUUUUGGAACGAGAGAGAGGCAACAGCCUGGAGUUCAUUCACCCGCAGCCGUUCAGGGCUCUCAAGACAAGCGUGGACGGCAGGCAGAAGUGCUUCAUCAACAUCUGUGGGAAUGAUAAAAUAGGGAAGCCUGAAUGUAAGUGUGGCGUCUCUGAGGACGGACGCAGGGGCCAGAACUGGUCCCUGCCCCACAGUCUGCACCCCGGGAGGCAGGACACCGACCCUAAAGGUAACAAGAUCACCAUCUAUGAUGUCGUCUUUCACCCGGACACUCUCCACAUAGCGACGACCAGUGAGAAAUUCAUGGAGAUGGUGGUCAAGACGGCCGUUCAGGGAAUUCAGAAUUCCUUCAAUGUGAGUCUGGACGAGAACAACGUCAGGGAGAUGAAGACAAAGUACAAGGGUACCCCCCAGCCUUGUGUCAUCCGUAGACCCAUACCCGGACACAAAGCCAAGCAGCCCUCAGAGGACGCGGACCCGCUUUCCUUCCCAUACCCACACGAAAAGAGCCCUGUUCCAUCUUCACACACCAAACCUGCAACAGAUAACAGCCCCGGGUCCCAGAGCUUCCACAUCCAACUUCAGAGAACCAAAGAGCCAACCAAACCCAACUACGCAGUGAAAUACAGAUCUGUCAUUGACCUGCAGGACUACAGAUGUUCCAGGGACUCGACAAAGAGCCCCAGGCCGAAAGCGAUAGUGGUCACCGUCGACUUGCCACUUGUGAAGUCGGUCGCAGACGCCAGUCUGGAGGUGAAAGAGAGAAGUCUGCUGCUGGAAACCAAGGCACCGGCCUAUAGACUGGAGCUGCCGUUAGCCUACCCUGUGGAUGAGGAUACCGGAGAGGCCAAGUUCAACAAGCACACGGGACAGCUGAUAGUGACGCUGCCUGUUCUUCCACCUAAAGCUAAUGAUUUAGCAUUAGCACCUGUUAGUGGUGACCGGAGUGAAAAUGAAAGUGGAGAGGAAAGGCAAGGCAACACUGGAGCGGAGGAGGAUGACAAGGAGGAAUGGAAAAAAGGUGAUGAUAAAAAAAGAGGUCAGGAGAUAGGCAAUGGGCAAAUAAGAAGCAGCCAGGAGGUUAUAGAAGCAAAGGGACAUAUAGUGGGCGAGGAUGAAGGUUCCAUCAAGCAAGAAUGUGUGGAGGAGGAGAGAGGAGCUGAAAAGCCAAAAAGGGACAAGACUUAUGAAAGUGGUCAAGAGCAGGAAGACGGUGAACAAGUUAGAGAGUGUAAUCUACCAAAAAUACAGGAUGAAGAGGACAAUGAAACAUCUAGUGAAAAUAAGGUGUGGGGAGAAUGUGAUGGAGCAGCAGAAUGUGAGGAACAAGAUAUGUCAGAUAUAAUGCCCAACGUACAGAGUUCAGACCUUCAAAGGCAGACUGACGCAGAAGAGGCUGUUCACUCAGCAUUAAAGGACGAGGUUGAAGCUGCGUGUCACAUUCACGCAUCCAGUGAAGAAUCCCAGACAGCUGCUGCCGUGUCUUUCACAAUGCCAGCUAGCAGUUCAGACCACACUGUCAAGGACUGCAGCGUUUCCCAGGAGACUGAGGAAUUCAGCACAACGCCCGGAACCGAUGGAGAAAACACAGAAGGUUCAGGCAACAGACCUGAGGAUGUCACUGCGGGCUCAGGAAAGCAGCAGGAAGGAGAGGCUGUAGAUGAGGACGACCUGCCAGCAGAGCACCAAGACAAGCUGCCAGAUGCCGUACUGAGGGAAACCGACGAACACGGCAACGAAACCAUCAUCAGUGAUCAUUCCACGUGUGCUGGAUUUACCUUCCAAAACACCCUGAUUUAUGAGCUUGACUGAGUACUGUGAAAAAAUCCACAGCCGGGAAGAAGUAACUCAAACACUGGAAAAUAUUUCAAUAUCCUAGAAUAAAAAAAGAGUGAUGUGGUAAA
This is a messenger RNA of Betta splendens (Siamese fighting fish), 2402 nucleotides long. RefSeq names its product dynein axonemal assembly factor 2 (gene dnaaf2). Gene Ontology annotation, cellular component: cytoplasm. The coding region runs from base 337 to 2310 and encodes 657 amino acids. The transcript has 3 exons. NCBI's taxonomy places the organism in Eukaryota, Metazoa, Chordata, Actinopteri, Anabantiformes, Osphronemidae. Gene Ontology annotation, biological process: axonemal dynein complex assembly. The record is from RefSeq and is a predicted model, not a curated record.